AUGAUUCAGUAUAAUACGGUAAAAAGACAACUUUUCGGUCGUAUUUUUUAUCCUUGCCUCGACCCAUUGACUCACCUCGACCCAUUGACUCACCUCGACCCAUUGACUCACCUCGACCCGUUGACUCAUCUCGACCCAUUGACUCAUCUCGACCCAUUGACUCGCCUCGACCCAUUGUCUCGCCUCGACCCAUUGACUCGCCUCGACCCAUUGACUCGCCUCGACCCAUUGACUCGCCUCGACCCAUUGAAUUGCCUCGACCCAUUGACUCGCCUCGACCCAUUGAAUCGCCUCGACCCAUUGAAUCGCCUCGACCCAUUGACUCGCCUCGACCCAUUGACUCGCCUCGACCCAUUGACUCGCCUCGACCCAUUGACUCACCUCGACCCAUUGACUCACCUCGACCCAUGGACUCACCUCGACCCAUUGACUCACCUCGACCCAUGGACUCACCUCGACCCAUUGACUCGCCUCGACCCAUUGACUCACCUCGACCCAUGGACUCACCUCGACCCAUUGACUCACCUCGACCCGUUGACUCACCUCGACCCGUUGACUCAUCUCGACCCAUUGACUCGCCUCGACCCAUUGACUUGCCUCGACCCAUUGACUCGCCUCAACCCAUUGACUCGCCUCGACCCAUUGACUCGCCUCGACCCAUUGACUCGCCUCGACCCAUUGACUCGCCUCGACCCAUGGACUCACCUCGACCCAUUGACUCACCUCAACCCAUUGACUCACCUCGACCCAUUGACUCGCCUCGACCCAUUGACUCACCUCGAUCCAUUGACUCACCUCGACCCAUGGACUCACCUCGACCCAUUGACUCACCUCGACCCAUUGACUCACCUUGACUGCAGCAUGCACGCAGCGAGCAUGCACGGCGACAGCUGGCCCUCGGAGGACUUGCAGGCGAAGCAGUAG
This is a messenger RNA of Closterium sp. Naga37s-1, 924 nucleotides long. NCBI's taxonomy places the organism in Eukaryota, Viridiplantae, Streptophyta, Zygnematophyceae, Desmidiales, Closteriaceae. The record is from the annotation of a GenBank genome assembly.